Molecule: messenger RNA, 2383 nt
Organism: Brachypodium distachyon (stiff brome)
Lineage: Eukaryota; Viridiplantae; Streptophyta; Magnoliopsida; Poales; Poaceae
Product: pentatricopeptide repeat-containing protein At3g14580, mitochondrial
Exons: 2
Coding region: 438-1616 (392 amino acids)
Molecular function (GO): protein binding
Source: RefSeq, a predicted model, not a curated record
CAUCUCGCUGCCGAGCGCCCCAACCCCGUGACCCGGUCGCUCCGUCGCUCGUCUUCCUCCUCGAGCGAGCGCCGCCACCCCUCCCUCCCCGUCCCGAUGCCGAGCGCUCCAGCCCCGUAGCUCGUCUCCCUCCUCGAGCUAGCGCCGCCACCCCUCCCUCCCCAUCCCACUGCCGAGCGCCCGAGCGCCCCCGCUCCGUCGCUCGUCUUCCUCCUCGCGCAAGCGCCCGCCACCUGGUUGAUCUCUCGGAUUCUCUCGUUCCCGGCCGUUUCUCCUCCCAUCACCUCACGAAUGAAUUACGCCCUUUAGCCCCCCCGUUUCAUCUCCUUAAUCACCCCCAAUUCGUAACUGAGGCAAAAAUCAAGGUAGGGCGGUCCUCCGCCUGUGCUUAUCGGGUCUCCCCAAGAUUCUUCUGAUUCCCACGACAUUGCUGCAGCAUGGCGAGAGCCCUAGCUCGCCGCACGGUUCCUCCGUUCCUGAGGUUGCGCUCCACGGUGGGCGACGACAGCUACUGGAUGGGUCGACUGGACCACAAGGACUGGCUUGCCCCGAACGAAGUCCUCAAGAUAUUUGCAAACAUCAGGGAUGCUAGUCUUAUAACCAGCGUGUUCAGGAAAGCAUGUGCCCGGAGAGAUUACAAGCCCAGCGAGGCCCUGUACAGCUUGAUGAUUGAUCGGCUAGCCUGCGCCAGGAGGUUCGGAGAUGUGGAGGAGUUGCUUGUCAGGGCAAGGGUUGAGAAGUUCAGGUUCUCUGACGAGUUCUUCUACAGGCUGAUCAAGAUGUAUGGCAAUGUGGCGAACCAUCCCGAGAGGGCCAUGGAGAUGCUCUACGCGAUGCCUGGUUAUAAUUGCUGGCCUUCUACGAAGACAUUUAAUUAUGUUCUUCACAUGCUUGUGUGUAAGCGGCAGUAUGAGGUCAUCCAUGAAGUAUAUGAGAGCGCGCCCUGGUUGGGCGUGACGCUGGACACCUGCUGCUUUAAUAUCCUUAUCAAGGGUUUGUGCCAAUUUGGUAAAUUCGAUGAGGCCAUUUCACUGUUGCAUGAGAUGCCAAAGCAAGAGUGUCUGCCCAAUGUGGUGACCUACUCGACGUUGAUGCAUUUCCUUUGCCAGCAUGGUCGCGUUGAUAAGGCAUUUGAGCUGUUCGAGAGAAUGCGGAAGGAGGAAAUUGAUGCAGAUACAGUUGUUUACAAUAUAUUAAUAUCUGGUUUAUGCAGAGAGGGAAAGGUGACUAUUGCAUUUGAUAUGUUUAAAUCCAUGUCGUCUGAAGGCUGCUAUCCCAAUUCAGGGACUUAUCAGGUGCUUCUUGAUAGUCUUUUGACAUCAAGGAAUUUCACAGAGGCAAAAGACCUAGUUUGCAUGAUGAGUGCAGAAGGUCUGAGACCUAGCUUCUCAUCGUACAAGCUGUUAAUUGAUGGCCUCUGUAGUGUUAACUGCUUAGAAGAUGGUCAUCUUAUCUUUAAGCAAAUGGUGGACCAAGGUUUUAUUCCUCGAAUGGGUACUUGGACAAAACUUCUUACAUCCAUGAGCUUAACCUACACUGGUGAUUUUCUGGACAACCUGAUACACCUGAACAGGGAGCUCGUUUUGUUAGUGGAACCGGUGGACCAACCUGCCUGAAUUUUCCACAUACACUUACAUAUUGAAGUCAGAUCUUUCUUGCGUGGGAAUUUAGGAACAUUGGGUCUCAGAGUGAUCAAAACAUGCAAAUGUUUAAGCCAUCCGAAGCUGCUACAAUUAUAUGCGAUAUGUUGACUGAACUUAUGCAGCCCCAAAAAGAGCAAAAGGAGGUCAACGAUCAUCCCAAACCGGGGUGGGGAUUAUCAAAGUAAAUGUAUGAGACACUAUGGUUUCCAUUAAUGAAGCCGGGGGGCGGCCCCUUUUGAUUAAAAAAAAUCAAAGUAAAUGUAGAUGCUGCUUUUUGUGCUGUCCUUUAAUGAAGCAUCUGGGUCUGUAAUCAGGGUGGCACUGGAGCGUUCAAAGGAGCAGUUGGAUGCUGGUAUUCACAGACCAUGAAUGCUUUAAUUGCAGAACCUCUGGCAUGCAAAGACGGAGUGCAGUUCGAAAAAAAAACAGGGCUUUUCGCAAAUUGUGGAGACAGAUUUGGCAAAUCUAGUGAAUCUUUAAGGAAAGCGCUCUCAGAAUUAGAUACAGCUGAAAUUUGUCCAAUUCUGUCUCACAUGCAGGUGCUUAGCCGUAGCUUCAGUUAUUUUGAGAUUUUCUAUGUAACCAUGAAGCCAAUAGGGCUGCUCAUUAGGUGCUAAGAAAGUAGCUAAGUGCAAGCAGAGCUGUUUAUGGCUUAUCCAGGCUCCGGCCUUCUUAUUUAACUGCUUGCACAAUGAUUGUACUUUUGCUACUGGUCAUUAAUAAAGCUCCUGUGUUGUUAA